AUGUCGACCAUGGCCUUCUUGCGUGCGACCGCGCAAUGGCGGCGCGUCUCCGGCGUCUCUGGCGCGCGCGCGUCCGCUUCGGCGCGUCGCUGGAGCACGGGAGCGCGGAUCUUGAAAUCCGAUGUGCCGGACAUCAUCUUCCACUUCGCGGUGGAGGAAUAUUUGAUGAACUUCGCCAAAAUCCGUGCGCCUCUGAUGUAUCUGUGGCGACCGCAGCCUGUGGUGACCAUUGGACGACAUCAAAAUCCUUGGAAGGAGUGUGUCCUUUCCCGCCUGGAGGAGGAUGGCGUGGCGCUGGUGCGGCGGAGGUCGGGAGGUGGUGCCGUGUUUCAGGACGCGGGAUGUAGCGUUUUUACCUUCAUCUUCCCUUCUUCUGACUUCCACAUCGACCGCAACCUGGACACUGUGCUGGGUGCCCUGCGGCGCUUGGGGAUCGAGGCAGAGAAGAAAGGGCGCAACGACCUCACCCAUGAGGACAAGAAGAUUUCCGGCAGCGCCUUCAAGCAUGCGCCAGACCGACAGGUGUCACUACAUCACGGGACCAUCUUGAUCGAUACGGAUUUGACGGCCCUGCAGCGGUAUCUGACACCGGACAAGAGGAAACUGCAAGCGAAAGGCAUCGCCAGUGUGGGCGCGCGGGUGAUGAACCUGCGAGAAAGCUUUCCCAAGUUGACUCAUCAGCAGCUCUGUGACGCGCUGAUUGAGGAGUUUCGCGAGCGCCACGGGGCCACAGAGCCUCUCGAGGAAGUGACGGAGAGGUCCGAGCUGACGCGAGCGGAAGCGUUUCAGGAGCUGGUUGCUGAGUUGAGCGACAAGUCCUGGCGAUUGGGAAAGACCCCGGAAUUCUCGCAUCAAUUCGAGACGCGCAUCGACGGCGUGGGCGUCUUUGAUGUGCAUCUGAAAGUGGUGCAAGGGGUCAUUGAGGAUGCCACAAUCUUUACCGAUGCGCUCUUUCCGGAUGUCAUCACGCAGGCCAUGCAUGCGCUGAAGGGCCGGGACUACGGGCGGCACAGCAUGCGCCAAGCGCUGCUGGAGCUGCGGCCGCAGUUUGUGGAGGAAGGGCCCAGGAAGAGCCUGGAUGCCAUGACGGAGUGGAUGAUCUCCAAUGUGGAGGACUAG
Molecule: messenger RNA, 1119 nt
Organism: Cladocopium goreaui
Lineage: Eukaryota; Dinophyceae; Suessiales; Symbiodiniaceae
Source: the annotation of a GenBank genome assembly